This is a messenger RNA of Doryrhamphus excisus (bluestripe pipefish), 2843 nucleotides long. Its product is annotated as actin nucleation-promoting factor WASL. Gene Ontology annotation, biological process: regulation of Rho protein signal transduction; actin filament organization. Lineage: Eukaryota; Metazoa; Chordata; Actinopteri; Syngnathiformes; Syngnathidae. The record is from RefSeq and is a predicted model, not a curated record. Gene Ontology annotation, molecular function: actin binding; small GTPase binding.
CUUAACUCCACAAAUCUGUGAUUUUUUUUUGUUUUUUUUAACAAAUAUCCUUCCACCUUUUUUCCCCCGUACAUUCAUUGUGUUUUUGUAAACAAGAGUUUUAAUCCAGGAUUAAGCAUGCAUGAAGGUUACAUAAAAUCUACUGCUAAAUCCUCUAAUAAUAUGCAGGGAUUACAUCACCAUGUGUAUAUGUGUGUGUGCUUUGACGGGGGAAAAAAAGGGAGGAGAUAACCAGUGGAAGUGGGAGGAGAAAUGGCAACAUGGAGACAAUCCAAGCGUCAUAAUCUUAACUGCGUGAAGUGAAAAAGCAGCCAAAUGUGUUUAGAUGGACAGAAGCAGCGGGGAGCGUGUCCCUUCAGCUCAGACAGCAUCCACUCAUCCAGAUGUCUGAGGAAGGUAUUAAGGGAUAAAUCCAACUCCAGUACACUUUGGCAUCAUUCCUAUGCGGAUAGACGAGACCGGAGUAUGUGGAUUCCUAUUUCGGGGUAUGAUGCGUCCACCCGAAGUCGUUCCUCAUUUAUGUCCUGAGUGAACGUGUCCUCCAGCAGCGAUGAUGUUCUGCACCACAUUCCUCUCCACUCCUUCCGAGGAUCUACCAUGCGAAGGUGGCGGCGGAGCUUCACCAGGAAGCGGAGGCUUAGGCCCGGCUAGCUGCUUGUCAUCCUUACACUGUCUGGUUCUCCCUCAAGACGAACUUUACCCGAAUCUCUCGGAGAACGCUCACGCCGCCCGUCAGCUUUCAGUUUGCUCGGAAGUACGAGCUCGCAACUUCAUCGGGGAUAUGCUGCUAGACGUCAGUCGAUGUCGGGAGAGAGAUAGCAGGGGGAUUUGGGACAGGGUGAGGCGGAGACGGAGUCGGUCUGCUUCACCUUUACCCAGCAAAACACCUAAAAGUCCUUGUAGUGAGAGUGUGAAAGGCCCGUCGCUGCCCAUGGCCACCGUGGACAUCAAAAACCCAGAGAUCAGCAACGUUCAGCGUUUCCAUAGCAACUCUCAGGUGAACAACAUCAUGCACUCCACUUUCCCCAAGCGGGAGAAGAAGGGCAAAGGCAAGAAGAAGAGGCUGACCAAGGCUGACAUCGGAACGCCCAGCAACUUCCAGCACAUCGGACACGUAGGAUGGGAUCCAAACACAGGCUUUGACUUGAACAACUUGGACCCCGAGUUGAAGAACCUCUUCGACAUGUGCGGCAUCUCCGAGGCUCAGCUUAAGGACAAAGAGACCUCCAAGGUUAUCUAUGACUUCAUUGAGAAGAAAGGAGGCGUGGAAGCUGUCAAAAAUGAGCUACGGAGACAAGCUCCUCCACCCCCUCCAUCCAGAGGCGGCCCACCGCCCCCACCCCCACACCACACCUCAGGCCCCCCACCUCCUCCUCCGGCCCGAGGCCGUGGCGCCCCGCCACCCCCACCGCCCUCCAGAGCCCCCGUCUCGGCGCCACCCCCUCCACCUCCAUCCCGACCGGGCAUAACCGCGCCCCCGCCUCCACCGCCGAGCCGGGGCUUCUUGCCGCCGCCCCCGCCGCCAUCCCACUCCUCCACCCCAGCGCCACCUCCACCACCACCUCCCCCGACGGCAUUCAGCGGUGCCGCACCACCUCCUCCGCCUCCGCCGCCGCCUCCUGGACCACCUCCGCCCGGUCUGUCCAUGGAGGCUAACGGAGGCGAUAGCGGCCCGCCACCACUUGGGGGCAAGUCGGCCUUGCUGAGUCAGAUCCGGGAAGGCACCCAGUUGAAGAGGGUGGAGCAGAAAGAGAGACCCGUGUCCAGCACCGGACGAGAUGCGCUCCUGGACCAAAUCCGACAAGGAAUCCAACUUAAAACUAGAGACGAUAACGACUCGCCUCCUUCCUCUGUGGCCCCCUCGGCCGGCAUCGUGGGGGCUCUGAUGGAGGUGAUGCAGAAGAGGAGCAAGGCCAUUCAUUCAUCAGAUGAGGACGACGACGAUGAAGAUGAUGAGGACUUUGAAGAUGAGGACGAGUGGGAGGACUAGUCAUGCCCGCCCCCUUUACUUUUGGAUGAUUCUGACGCUUAAAUCUUUAAUUUCAAAUGACAUAAAUGUAAAUGUUCUAUCAAUUUGCUGUAUAUUUUUGUUGCCUUUAUGCUUUUUUUUUUUUUUUUUUUUUCUUAAUCUGUGCAAUACCUCAUUUAAUCUGGACGUUCUCAUAUCUGUUUUGAACUGUCCUCCCAUCUGUCGCUUGUCUCUCAUCACACAUUCCCUGCAUCCUGUCUCUCUCAUCGUCCCAAAAAUAGCGUGCAAUUUUGGCGUCAACCUGUCGUUUUUCCUCUUCUGGUCAGUCAUUGAAGGCAUCAGUGGAAGAGAAGCGAAAACAAAAGAGAUAUUUUCAUACCCUAAUUGUGGUUUAUUUUUACUAAUCAAAUGAUCCUUGUUUAUAUUUUCUUAAAAAGGAAUAUUUAGCGUCAUCUGAUGUUCUGUGUGAAUUUGCUCCAGGUUUUUCUGUUUUUUUUGCACAGAAAGACGAGACUUGCUGCAUGACAACGGGACAUUUCAGGUCUGUAUCAUACGUAUGCUUUACCAGAUGAGAAAGAUGGCGAUGCGGUGGCAUUUUGAUGGUUCUUUCUUCCUUUCCUUAAAUAAACUGACAAUGUUAUUUUAAUAAGUGAUGUUUUUCACACAGUAAUGCCAUGAUUAUGUCGUACCAUUGCAACCCUCGAUGCACUAGGACAUAAAAGCUUAUUUAGCGGAUUAACACUACAUUGAAAUAGAAACACUACAAGGUUUGUUUUAUCUUUUUCUACUUUACAAUAUCAAGUAUUGACAAUGUUUGUUGGAAUCGGGUCGUUGGUCAUGUAAACUUUGAGGAAUAAAGACAUUUUUAGUUUUA